Perca fluviatilis (European perch) is the source of this 3302-nucleotide messenger RNA. RefSeq names its product A kinase (PRKA) anchor protein 17A (gene akap17a). Bases 296 to 2350 code for a protein of 684 amino acids. Lineage: Eukaryota; Metazoa; Chordata; Actinopteri; Perciformes; Percidae. The transcript is spliced from 7 exons. The record is from RefSeq and is a predicted model, not a curated record.
UCCACAUAGUGUCGCUGUUCUGAAAUAACGCCUCCACGUUGUUUAUUUUUAAGGUCAAAGUUUACUGCAUGCGGAAGUGACAUGUAGUUGGGUUUUUUGUGAUUUCCCCGGUCUUAUUACACAUCCAUGGAUUUCCCUUGCAGUGUUUGGCUGCAGUUACAAUAAGUUUGUUAACUUUUUUUACCAGGAGGCUAACGGAUGUUAGGUAGGUGGCGGUGAAAUCUACUGGGAUAGCUAACUGCUGUUAUACGCUAUAUAUAAAAGCACACGGACGUGUCUUUAAAAGCUUCUCCAAAUGGCUGCUACAAUGACCACCAUUGUCCAUGAUACUACAGAGGCAGUGUGCCUCUCCUCUGAGUACAACCUGUACCUCAAGCCCAUUGCCAAAAUAACCAUCAGCGUGGCUCUGCCACAGCUCAAGCUUCCAGGCAAGAGCAUCUCCAACUGGGAGGUAAUGGAGAGGGUAAAGGCCAUGGUAGCUCCAGAACAGUUUUCAGCCCUGCGAAUCUCCAAGAGCACCAUGGACUUCAUCCGCUUUGAGGGCGAGGUGGAAAACAAGACAGUGGUCAAAAGCCUGCUGAGCCGUCUGGAUGUGAAGUGUAUCAAACUUAGUGGAUUUACUGAUGUACUGAAGGUUCGUGCAGUAGAGAACAAAGUGGACUUCCCUACACGUCACGACUGGGACUCUUUCUUCCGCGACGCCAAAGACAUGAAUGAGACACUGCCAGGAGAGAGGCCAGACACCAUCCACCUCGAGGGACUUCCUUGCCGCUGGUUCAGCCAGAAGGACAGCCCGUACCCAGACCGGCCCUCUGAAGAGGUCCUCACUGCAGUCUUCCAGGCAUUUGGCAAGGUGCGACAUGUUGACAUCCCCAUGCUGGACCCAUACAGGGAGGAGAUGCUGGACAAGAACUUCAACACAUUCAGUUUCGGGGGUCAUCUCAACUUUGAGGCUUACGUCCAGUACCAGGAGUACGGCGGCUUCACCAAGGCCAUGGACACUCUGCGCAGCAUGAAGCUGAUGCUGAAAGGAGACGAUGGAAAGGCAGUGGCCUGCAACAUCAAGGUGUCCUUUGACACCAGCAAGCACCUGAGUGAGUUGGCUCUGAAAAGGAGGAGCAUGGAGAGGCUGAAGUUACAGGAGCUGGAGAGGCAGAGAGAGGAGCAGAAACGACGGGAGAAGGAAGAGGAGGAGCGCCGUAAGGAGGAGGAGAGGAAACAGAAGGAGCAGGAAGAGGAGGAGAAGGAGAGGAGGAAGGAAGAGAGAUUACGAAAGCGAGAGCAAAAGCUGCGGGAGAGAGAGGAGAGGAGGAACCUGAAGAAGGUGAGGCGACAGCAGGAAGAGGAGCAGAAGAAGCUGCAGAUGAAGAUCGCCAUGGAGGAGAGGAGGCUGCUGCUUGCUCAGCGCAACCUGGAGUCAAUACGGCUCAUUGCUGAGCUGCUGGCCAGGUCCAAGGCCGUGAGGCAGCAGGAGCAGGAGAAAGAGAGGGCCGAACGGGAGGACCGGGAAAGGCAAGAGCAGGCUCGACAGAAGGAGGAACUAGCUCGUCUUCAGCAGCUGGAGGCCUGCCGACGCAAGCAGGAGGAAGAGCUCCGGAGGGUGGAGGUGGAGAAGGAGCGGGCACUGGAGCUCCAGCGCCGUGAGAAGGAGCUAAGGGAGAAACUUCUUUGCAACAUGUUAAAGAAGAGCAGCGGUAAAACCACACGAUCUGCAGGCACGCAGGGUCAGGCUGGCCCUGUAACCAGUGAGGAGGCCUCUGAUCCUGGUGGUGUUGUGAUGUUGGGGCUUCUAGGCCAGGCGUACGGAGUGAAGGCAGUUGAAAGCAAAGAGAAACGGGCAUCCAAAGCUAGCGUGCAUUCCCAAGUUUCGGGCAAAAACCGAGCAACGGAGGAGAGGAGAGGAGGGGACAGGAAGAAAGGCCGGGAGGGAAGGAGGAAAGAGGUGGGGAGCAGGCACAGUAGGGAGCAAGUGAGGGGCCGGGAGCGCUCCCACAGAGAGAGGAGCUCCCAUAGCCGGGGGAGGAGGCGCUCCCACAGCUCCAGCCGGAGGAGAAGGAGCUCCAGCCACCGCCGGAGGAGCUCCAGUGUUCAUAGGAGGAGCCUCAGUCACCGUGGCAGCAGGAGGCGCAGCCACAGCCAUUGCAGUAGGAGCACAAGCUCCAGCCGUGACAGGAGCCGGAGCAGCAGUGGGAGGAGUUACAGCAGAGGGAGGAGCAGCAGGCAUAGUCACCGUAGAUACAGCAGAGGCAGCUCUAGGACCAGCAACAAAAGUAGAGACGGGAGGAGUCACAGCCAUUACAGAUACAAGAAACACAGCAACAGCAGAGACAGGAGCCACUCCAGACGCUAAUCUUAUCAAUAUUAUCAGUUUUUAUUUAUUGAUUUUUAUUCCCCAUUGCCCAGCUUACACCUAAAGUUUAACAAGUUUCAGUAGAAGAAAAAAUUUUUUUUGGCCACUUAAUUAAGCAAUGCGGCAGUGCACCAAAUGGCUUUCUCCAGAAUUGCGCAGCUUGACAAAAAACAAGAAAUCCCAUUUUUAAAAGUAAAAUCUACUCCACAGAUUCAACUGAAACAUGUGUAAGUGGACCCUGUAUGUGUAAGGCAUGUAUAUGGUUGCAGUUGAUUCUAGGGAUUUGUUUUUAUUUGUUUUUAUACAUUUCGUACUGUUGAAUUGAAGCUGCUAACAACUGUUAAUUUGUCAAUGUUCAAUGUAUUGACAUUUAACAAUUUCAUGGCAUAAACCACCAAAUUUAGUGUUUGGUUUUUUGAAUGUUAUUCUUUGCCAUUUGUGAAACACAUUGUAUCCACGUUUGGACUGAAGUACUCUAAAACUCAAUAGGGUUUUCAAAUUUGAUUGAAUGUUAGUGAUCAUGAUGUAAUUAAUGAUAUGCAUUUCAUGACUGGCUAAUACAUGUUUGAAUUAAAGGUUGAUAUCAUAGACUCACUGUAUUUGCAGAUUGAAACACCGUACUGUGAAUGCAAAAGUCUGUUGAUGAUCUCCAUUUUCUGCAAGCAAGUUGUCUUUGUGCAUGAAUAACAGUGAGUUAUAGAAAGUACUGAGAACAAAUGUGUUAUUUUGAUGUGGCACCAGCCUGUUUGUCCAUAAUGAUAUGAGGUUUUACACACUUGCAGACCUCAUGGCUGGCAUAGUAGUGGAAGACUUAAGCGGGCAACUGGCUGCUGUUCCAUUACAAAUGUGAAAUUUCCAUAGACCAUAGGAAACCUCUAUGCUGACCUACAAACUGUCCUGUGUUAGCUGCCUGAAAUAUUUCUCUGAAUACUCCUUCUGUAUUUGCUGUUGG